This is a messenger RNA of Dicentrarchus labrax (European seabass), 1002 nucleotides long. RefSeq names its product trace amine-associated receptor 1-like. The transcript has 2 exons. Gene Ontology annotation, molecular function: norepinephrine binding; beta2-adrenergic receptor activity. NCBI's taxonomy places the organism in Eukaryota, Metazoa, Chordata, Actinopteri, Moronidae. Gene Ontology annotation, cellular component: membrane. The record is from RefSeq and is a predicted model, not a curated record. The coding region runs from base 74 to 778 and encodes 234 amino acids. Gene Ontology annotation, biological process: negative regulation of smooth muscle contraction; norepinephrine-epinephrine-mediated vasodilation involved in regulation of systemic arterial blood pressure; adenylate cyclase-activating adrenergic receptor signaling pathway.
UCCUACCAACUACUUCAUCCUGUCUCUGGCUGUGGCUGACCUGCUUGUAGGAGUUGUAGUUUUUCCUUUCAGCAUGGCAUUCUCUGUAACUUCAUGUCUGUUUAAUGAGAAUUUAUUUUGUAAAAUACGAGACAGCUUUGAUGUAUCACUGUGUACAUCUUCUAUUCUGAACUUGUGUUGUAUUUCCAUAGACAGAUAUUAUGCAGUGUGUCAGCCUCUGACAUACAGAACUAAGAUAAAUGUUCAUGUUGUUGUGAUUAUGAUCUUGGUGACCUGGGGUAUUUCUGUUCUAAUUGGAAUUGGCAUCAUUAUUGCAGGAUUCAGUCAAGGGUCAUGUGAAGAAAUGUGCUCAGUUGAUGUUGUAAUUGCAAACACUAUGGGGCCUGUUUUUUCAUUUUACCUCCCAGCAAUUAUAAUGCUCUGUAUCUAUCUGAAGAUUUUUCUGGUUGCUCAGAAACAGGUGAACAGCAUCCAGAGCACAAAGUCUGGUGCAGCUGUCAGUAAGAUGGAGAGAAAGGCCACCAAAACUCUGGCUAUAGUUAUGGGAGUUUUUCUCUUAUGUAUGAUUCCUUACUUUCUUUGUAUUGUUUUUCUGCCAUUAGCUCAUGAAACCCCUCCACUUCCUGUGAUUGAAACACUUAACUGGCUUACAUUGUCAAAUUCCAUGCUGAAUCCCUUUAUAUAUGCUUUCUUUUACAGCUGGUUCCGAUCAGCCUUUAAAAUGAUAAUUUCUGGAAAAAUAUUCCGAGGUGACUUUGCUAACUCAAGACUGUUCUGAUUAUUUAAACAAGGAUUUUUUAACAAGUUAUGAAACACUCUGAAUUUAUUACUGAAGCUUACUUACCUUACUUAAUUUAGAGUUUAGAUUUUAACAUGCCAAUAAACAUUUCAAUGCUGAAAUAUAAUUUUUUUUAUACUACCACUAACAGUACACUGUCUAUACUUUUGUAAAUGUUUAUGUAGCCAAUAUAAAUUAUAUAAAUAAAAAUAACAACAGCAACA